This is a messenger RNA of Punctularia strigosozonata HHB-11173 SS5, 747 nucleotides long. RefSeq names its product DUF55-domain-containing protein. The coding region runs from base 1 to 747 and encodes 248 amino acids. The record is from RefSeq and is a predicted model, not a curated record. Lineage: Eukaryota; Fungi; Basidiomycota; Agaricomycetes; Corticiales; Punctulariaceae. Gene Ontology annotation, cellular component: nucleus. The transcript is spliced from 7 exons.
AUGAGAUUUUGGUUGAUGAAAGCCGAACCUGAUUCGCGCAUUGUGAAAGGCAACGACGUUAAGUUCAGCGUGGACGACUUCGAAGAGGCCAAAACAACUGCAUGGGAAGGAGUGCGCAACCAUGAAGCAAAGAACCUCAUGAAGGAGAUGGAAAUAGGAGAUAAAGUUCUGUUCUACCACUCUAACUGUAAAAAUCCUGGCAUUGCAGGAUUCGCCGAGGUGAGUGCUCGUGCGUAUACAUGCCAAGACUCUGCAUGGAACGCCGCCCACCCGUAUUUUGACCCAAAAACCAAGCAGGAAAACCCGACGUGGUACAUGGUCGACUUGACCUUUGUCAAGCGCGCACCACACUUUGUACCGCUUGCGCUCCUGCGGACCAUCGCAGCGCUUUCCACCGGCGCGGACCCGCCGGAGGGCCUUGAAUAUAUCGGCAAAUCGGGCAUUAUCGCCCAUCAAGGAAUGGCGCUUGUCAACCGGGGACGUUUAAGCGUCCAGCGGGUUGAAGAAACGACGUUUGACGUGAUUUCCAGCAUGACCGAGCGUGGUGGCUGGGAUGAUAAGGAGCUGAGUAAGAAAGCCCAAAAGAAGACGUCGACUAAAGCGUCGAAGAAGGGCGAAACCGAGGACAAACCUCACGAAGGUGGCCCGGAAGCUGGUGCUGUGUCCUUGCAGAAAGGGAAGAAGCGUAAGGCAGCAACGGAGGCGGCUAGCGUAGGAGCACGACGCUCAACAAGGAUCAAGAGGUAA